Messenger RNA from Aptenodytes forsteri (emperor penguin), 1200 nucleotides. It is a transcript of the gene CREBL2, whose product is annotated as cAMP responsive element binding protein like 2. The record is from RefSeq and is a predicted model, not a curated record. Bases 1 to 423 code for a protein of 140 amino acids. Gene Ontology annotation, molecular function: DNA-binding transcription factor activity. Lineage: Eukaryota; Metazoa; Chordata; Aves; Sphenisciformes; Spheniscidae. Gene Ontology annotation, cellular component: nucleus. The transcript is spliced from 5 exons. Gene Ontology annotation, biological process: regulation of DNA-templated transcription.
AUGCUUACAGGGCGAUACUACCUGAUGGUGGUCGGAGGCAAGGUAAAGAAACCAGGCAAGCGAGGUCGUAAACCAGCCAAAAUAGACUUGAAGGCAAAGCUUGAAAGAAGUCGUCAGAGUGCAAGAGAGUGCAGAGCCAGGAAGAAGCUGAGGUACCAGUACCUGGAAGAGCUGGUUUCAAGCAGAGAGCGAGCCAUCUGUGCUCUUAGAGAAGAGCUUGAAAUGUACAAGCAGUGGUGCAUGGCGAUGGACCAAGGGAAAAUCCCCUCUGAAAUAAAAGCCCUGCUAACUGGAGAGGAGCAGGGCAAAGCACAGCAGAACUCAAGCAAACUUGCCAAGGCUGGGAAGACAGACGCAAACAGCAGCAAUCCCUUGAGUGUGUGCAGCUGGUUCUCUCUCACAAACAUUGAAGGAAGGAAAUAAGCCUGGAAAUGCUUCAUUUUCCCACUUGCCAUGGAAAUCUAAUGGUCAGCUAGAACCAUUUGCCCAGGUGAAGGGUGAAGAUUAAUCUACAUCAAUAAUGAAUCUAGUUCUUCCCGGCAUCCCAUGAAGAGAUGGAGAAGAUUUGGCAUCAUAGCUCCAUGUGCUACGUUCCAAGAAAUUAUAAUCUCUAUAACUAGCUAUAAAAUUACUCUUAAUGUAAGGACCAAAUGUCUGAGACUAGUCUGUAGAGGAAUCAGAGGGAAAGCUGAAGUAAGAACCCUAGUCCUUCUCAUUAUGCUUAAGAGUUACAGCAUGAGUGACAGAGGAUCGGCUGAUAUAGAAAUCCCUGUUGUAGGUAAGGAAGGCAAAACGCCAGCUUGUGAGUUUCCUGCUGUUAGUGCCACUGAGCAUUAAUUUCUUUAAGUUAUGUCGAUAACUGAAUUUCUUGUAUGACUGUUGCAUGAUGUUGUGGAUUUGUAUUAGAAAACAGAAGCUUCUAAUCCACAGUAAAGUCUGAGGUAUCCCAUACUAGGUAGCGAAGCAGUGGACUAAAAUUCAGCUGAUGCUAUAUUUAUGGAAUGUAUAGAUUUGUACAUGCAGAUAUAUAAGUAGAAUUUGUAAUGUCAGUUAUAGCCAUUGCCUUAAGCAAUUUCUGCAAAGGCUGUUGCUUGAUAUUAUUUAUACCAUUAUUUGUAUUUUCUUUAUCUUACCCACUUUAAAUUGUAACUAGAAAAUGCUGUCAUUAUUCCGCUAAUGAUUUCCAGCAACACUUCAUUU